AGAAAUGUGGAAACUGGAAUGUUACCUUUCUUUGUAGAAGGAGGGGGGGGACAUUGAAAGAGUUGAAAGUGAGGAUUCAGAGUGGUGGUCACCUCUACCUCCAUAACCGCAUACCAGGCGAGCUUUAAAGAUGCAAUGCCUCUUCCCUUUCUGCUUUUUAUUUAAACGAAACCCAGGAAACCAUUUCAUUCCAUAUUUCUUAAAAUUUGGUUUUCAGUGUGCAGAGUUUUGCUUCUCCUCCACGAUUUUUAACCCCUGAAAAUCAGCCCCCGUUUUUAAUUUUCCCUUUUUGGCUCGAAAAAUAUUAAAAGUUUUUCCUUCGCAGAGUGAUUUUAAUAGAUUUGUGGGUUGAAGUGUGAUCAUUUAUAUAUAGAAUAAUCAUCACAUGAAACCCAGAAGCCCAUAGCUGCUUUGCUUCUGUUUAUAAUACAAUCUAAAGAGAAUUGGGAAUUGAGAGAGAGAGAAAUGGGGUUGCGAUUGAAGUGGUGGUGUUGGUGGUUAACGGUUACAGCGGUUGGACUUGGAGUGGUGGUUAGUGGUGUCUCUUCUGAGACUAAGAACACCAAUCUAGUUAGUCGUAUUGCUUUUGGAUCAUGUGCCAACCAAUCUGCUCCUCAGCCUAUAUGGGAUGCAAUCAUUAAGUUUGAUCCCCAAGUUUUUAUUUGGCUGGGUGAUAACAUAUAUGGAGACAUCAGGCUGCCUAAUAAGCUAUUUGGAAGGAAAAGGAAUAUUGGUCCAUGGAAGAAUACUGAAAGGUUUGUUCCUGCUAGUGAGCAGGAAAUGAAGUCCAAGUAUGAUAUAGCCAAGUCUAAUCCUGGUUAUUCUCGUCUUCGACAGAAGACUAAGGUCAUAGGCACAUGGGAUGACCAUGAUUAUGGAUUGAACGACGCAGGAAAAGAAUUUGUUGGGAAAAUAACUAAUCAAAGACUCAUGCUUGAUUUCUUAGACGAGCCUCAUGAUAGUCCACGGCGCAAACAAGCUGGUGUCUAUGCAUCUUAUACAUUUGGCCCCACAGGUAGACAAAUCAAGGUUAUCCUAUUAGAUACUAGAUACCACCGAGAUCCUUUACGUAGUGAUGGAAGUAUUUUGGGAAGUUCACAGUGGACUUGGUUAGAGAAAGAGCUGCAUGGUUCGCCGACAGCCGUUACUAUUAUUGGGUCAUCUAUACAGGUCAUAUCAAAUCUCUCAGCAACAACUGGGCCAUUUUUUUACAUGGAAUCAUGGGGCCGUUUUCCGAAAGAGAGAGAUCGAUUAUUUAAACUGCUGGCUGAUACUAAGAGGGGUGGAGUGUUUUUCAUUAGUGGAGACGUUCAUUUUGGAGAAAUUACGAGAUAUGAUUGUGCCACUGGAUAUCCACUGUAUGAUGUAACUGCAAGCGGAAUCACCCAAGCAGUUGAAAAGGUAGUUCCAGUGCCACUGCACUUUUUAGUGAGAUUUGUGGCUUGGUUAACUCCUGCCACCUUGAGAGUAAUGGAUGGAAAUUGCAGACGCAAGUCAUGCACUUACGGCAUGCCUAAUUUUGGAGCAAUCGAGGUAGAUUGGGAUGCAAAUCCUGUGACAUUGAAGAUUCAGGUGAGGGGUACGGAUGGCAUUCCUGUGGCAGGUGUAUCCGCACCGUUACCAGAAUUGCAAGCAAGAAAUUUCAACUAUGUGAGUAGCAGUAAAGUAGGAAAGCACCAAAAGCACUGCUAUCUUGAAAUCAAUCAACCAGGGAUUGUCAGAUAUCGCUUGGCUAUUUUAGCUUAUUGUGCUCUAGCUGUAUUGAUCCUGUCUAUGAUGGGUGCGAUUUGGCUUGCAGCAUUAUGUUGCUGCAGAUGUCCGCUUAAGAACAAGCGCGACUGACUGACUGAUUGAUAAAUGAGGUAGUUUAUUUGUUCAUCAGGGUAGCCAGUUUUGACAUGCUAAUAUCUAGAACUGCGUAUUCCCAAUAGUAAGUGCAUUGACGUACUUCUGUAUAGAUUUUCAAGUUUCGGAUCAAUGAUUGUAGUGAACGUUUGAUACACAAUUGGAGACCUCAAGUACUAGUAAAACUUACAUAAGAACUUUU
Molecule: messenger RNA, 2047 nt
Organism: Argentina anserina (silverweed cinquefoil)
Lineage: Eukaryota; Viridiplantae; Streptophyta; Magnoliopsida; Rosales; Rosaceae
Exons: 9
Coding region: 466-1842 (458 amino acids)
Source: RefSeq, a predicted model, not a curated record